This is a messenger RNA of Rhinopithecus roxellana (golden snub-nosed monkey), 2259 nucleotides long. Its product is annotated as spermatogenesis-associated protein 31E1. The record is from RefSeq and is a predicted model, not a curated record. Lineage: Eukaryota; Metazoa; Chordata; Mammalia; Primates; Cercopithecidae.
GCACUUCAGAUGGAAAAAAUGCUCUUUCCUCUGGAAAGCCCUAGUGCCACAUGGCUGGGCCCCAGCUCCACUCCCUGGAUUGUGGAUUUCAUUCUCACCUGAGUGUGGAGCUGAGGGUUUCUCUUCCUAUUACUCUCCUACCUUCCCAGUGACCCACCGUCACCCCCGCUUGGAAGGAAGAGGAGCAGCAGGAAACCAUCAAAGGAAGAGAUUGGGAGGCCCAGGAGCAGGAAGAAGAUCCUAGCUCUGAAAGCUUGCAGAAUCCUCCUGAGGGAGCUGGGGGAGACUGAGGGCCUGACUCAUGUCUACUGUAGCCACCUGAGAAAGCUCACUGGGGAGGGUGGCUCUCACCUACCCUUAUGUGGAGACCCCCUGGGUGACAUGUACCAACCAGCACCUGCUAAGGCCCACCAACUGCAUGGGAAAUGCAUGCAAUGUCCAUCUCCCACUAGCUUGUCCCCAAGGGCUCUCCCAGCUACUCUGGCCUCCACCCUAUCACCAGGCACAACGACCACCUUAGAGCGUUUUUGACCACCCUCAACCCUGAGUACCUCCAGGUCACCAGAGCCCUUGUUACCCCUAAAACACCCUGCACCUCAGCCACAUGUGCUUUUUCCUCCUUCACCACAGCCCCAUGUUCCCGUGGCCUCCUCUCCACCUCCACCCAACUCCAGCCUGGCUGAAUUUCAGUGUGGCUUCACAAUAUGCCCCAUUCCCCAGAGCUGCCUUUUACACAACCAGGGGCUGCCUUCUCCAACCAGGGUGAUCUCUGGCUUUGGGUGCUCCAGUGAUCCCAUCUGGGACCUCUCCUGCUGGAGGGAGGCUGCCACCACCUGGGGCCUUUCCAUUUGCUCACAUAGCAAAUCUCAGCAACAGCAUCUUCCUGACCACCCCCUAGAGGCUUCCUUCUGGGGAGACCCCACACCCAGGCAGAUGGAGGUAGGUGCCUGCACAUUCAUCCACCUCGACAUGCAGAAGUGGCUGGAAACUCUCAUCACCAAUAGAGCAGUGAUGAAGAUGUGGCAGGAGAAAGAAAGGGGGCAGGCAGACUACCUGCAGAUGACAUCACUGGGGAAGGAGUGGGACAUCACGACUCUAAAUCCCUUCUGGAAUGUGACAACCCAACCACAGCAGCUGCCUGGUCCUCAGCAGGUCUCUGAUGCCAAGUCCAUGGGGGACCACUUACAGUGGAAAUGCAGCCAGCUCUUCUGAGACCUCCUCCCCUCUUUCAAUAGGGAGUCCCUGGUGGCCAUGGCCUGGGUUUCUAGGAACCCUUCCUCACAGAAUGUGUACUCUGUACCAUUGGAUAAAGCCUCUACUUCUCUUCAAGGUGAACCUGAGGUUGAGGCAUCCUCACAGCUUUCCCAGGCAUAGCCCCAGCCACACAUGGCCCAGCUCCAACCUUUCACUUCAACCUGGCCCCAGUCCCAGCCCCCACCUCUGGCUGGGAUCCAGAAGCAGUCCCACUUCUCACCCCCUGUCCCAAGCCUACCAUGCUCUUCUGUACCCCAGAUCAGGUUCUGUGGGGCAUCUUGCCCUACAUCCAAUGAGAAGGCACAGUGUGUCAUCCCCAAUGGAAUGGAGUAUCUUGAAUGGCCCUUGCAGAAGUGACCAAAGUGGAAGAGGGCUUUUCCCUUUCUCCUAAAAAAUUCUCAGGCUGUCCUGAGCCAGCCCACUGCCCACCUUCCCCAGAAGAGGUCAGCUUUCCAGAGGCCCCAGUCAGCCUCCAUUCUUUCUGGGGUUGCCUCCAGCACUGAGAUCCCAGAGCACCGGUGGCAAGGAAGUAGUGCCAUGUGAAAGGAGCAGUCCCAUGGCCCUCCCAGCAGAUUCCAUCUGGAGACUCUGCAACCUGAGGGGGAAUUCCCAGGGAGGCCCCAGGGUCAGGCAGAAGACACACAGGGGGUCCUCUUGCCCUCCCAGGCUUCUGAAUUUGCAGGUAAGGGCAGGAAGGAUAUGCAGAAGACAGGGCUCAGGAGGUUCUCUGGGAAGAGGUGCUUAGGGUCCAAACUAGAGGCACAACCAAGCCAGGAUCAAGGCACAGGAAGGAAUUCAGUGAAGGUUCUGGAGAAAGACAAGGAGGAGGCAGACGGUGACUUCAGGAAGCCUUGGAAGUACCAAUCAGUAAGUUCCACACCCUGGGGCCCCGACAGAAAGCAUUUGGAAAACAAGCUGCAGGUCCCUCUGGACAGGAAGGUGGGGGAGAUCAAGGAGAGCUGGAUCCCCGUGUCUGUGUGUCACUCCUGGUUCAUGGCUUUGUGA